AUGCUAAACAUGACUGAGGGAUUUGUGUCCAUGCACCGGCCGUAGUGGACAGCUUGCGGCUGGAUUGAUAGAGUGACGUCAGCGCGCCGCUACCUCUCCCCGAGGGCAGGAUUAGUCGGGAGCAGCAGAGACAGCGCUCCGGUAAUCUCCCCGGUAAUAAAUGGGGGGGAGACGGGCACGUUCGGAACUGCAGGUACCAAGUGACACCCCAUGAGGCCCCCUGAGACUCCCGAGAAGAUCCCUGCGUUUGAAGCAUGAUGGGUCGCUUCGUGACGCCGCAGCAAACCAACCGGGCAGGUAAACGCAGCAGCAGCCUCACCUGCGAAGCCACAGCGGAGGACAGCGGAGCUCCUCAGCGGACACUUCACUGACUGACAGACACCGGGACAGAUAACCCUCAGCGUUAUUUUACCAUGGAGGAGAGCCGGGCAGAGUAACUUAACAGCAGCCUACAGUGUCCACAGCCAGACUGUCAGAGAGGAGAGCGAUCUUCACAAUGACCCGUUAAAUUCCUGCCGCCGAUGCUUUCUUUGGAGAGUGGAUUGACCAUCUCCUAACAGCAGAGGAGACGAGCAGAGAGGCCUUUUAAACGUUUAUUUCAGUCUUCAGAUGGACCGAGUGCCCUCGGCACUGGCCGCUAAGAUGCGCUGGAUCACGCUGGUGCUUGCCGGCUUGACUUUCUGGGGCAAAGUGACUAUUUGUAACUGUUUCGACUACGAGGAGCCAGACUAUGAUUAUUAUGAAGAGGAGAGAGCGGAGACCAUUGACUACAAAGACCCAUGCAAAGCUGCUGUUUUCUGGGGCGACAUUGCUUUAGACGAGGAGGACCUGCGCAUGUUCCAGAUUGACAGGACGAUAGACCUGACACAGCACACACACAUGCACACACACUCCCGGCAGGGGCACACAUCUGGUGGCCUGGAGGAACAUGAAAUUACUAAGAAGAGAGGAUCUUUAUAUCUACUGCUGGAGAGAAUACGUAGGUUUGGCUUUGAAUAUCUCCCCAAGAACUCCAGCAAGGGAGCUGCCACUUCCAAGAGCCAAACUGGAAAAGGUGGGAAAACUGGGAAUGUUGUGAAAAGCCGUAUUCCCCGAGCUGCCACAUCCCGAGCUGAGCGGAUAUGGCCUGGAGGAGUCAUUCCCUACGUCAUAGGAGGAAAUUUUACUGGUAGUCAAAGGGCCAUGUUUAAACAGGCCAUGCGUCACUGGGAGAAACAGACGUGCGUAACUUUCAUUGAGAAGACGGACGAGGAAAGCUACAUCGUGUUCACCUACAGACCUUGCGGGUGUUGUUCCUAUGUGGGUCGUCGUGGCAACGGGCCCCAGGCUAUCUCCAUAGGCAAGAACUGUGACAAGUUUGGCAUCGUCGUGCACGAACUGGGUCACGUCAUUGGCUUCUGGCAUGAACACACCCGGCCUGACCGUGACGAUCACGUGACCAUCAUCCGGGAUAACAUCCAACCAGGCCAGGAGUAUAACUUUCUCAAGAUGGAGCCAGGGGAGGUCAACUCUCUUGGGGAGCCAUAUGAUUUUGAUAGCAUCAUGCACUACGCCAGGAACACAUUCUCACGGGGGAUGUUCCUCGACACCAUCCUUCCAUCCAGAGAUGAAAACGGGGUCCGGCCUGCUAUUGGUCAGCGAACCAGGCUCAGUAAAGGAGACAUUGCACAGGCAAGGAAGCUGUAUAGAUGUCCAGCAUGUGGAGAGACACUCCAAGAGUCAACAGGCAACUUCUCGUCUCCUGGUUACCCCAAUGGAUACCCGUCAUACACACACUGUGUCUGGAGAAUAUCCGUUACACCCGGAGAAAAGAUCGUUCUUAACUUCACCACUAUGGAUCUGUAUAAAAGCAGCCUGUGUUGGUACGACUACAUUGAGGUUCGGGAUGGAUACUGGAGGAAAGCUCCACUGCUCGGCAGGUUUUGUGGAGAUAAAGUUCCUGACGUCUUGAUCUCCACCGACAGCAGGAUGUGGAUCGAGUUCCGCAGCAGCAGCAACUGGGUGGGAAAAGGCUUUGCUGCAAUUUACGAAGCGAUCUGUGGAGGAGAAAUCACAAAGGACUCAGGACAGAUUCAGUCUCCUAACUAUCCCGAUGACUACAGACCCUCCAAAGAGUGUGUGUGGAGGAUCACCGUGUCCGAGGGAUACAACGUCGGCCUCAGCUUCCAGGCCUUUGAGAUCGAGAGGCAUGACAGCUGCGCUUACGACUACCUGGAGGUCCGAGAUGGCCCUCUGGAGACGAGCCCUCUGAUUGGUAGAUUCUGUGGCUAUGACAAACCGGAGGAUGUGCGCUCCACCUCUCAUACACUGUGGAUGAAGUUUGUCUCAGAUGGGACGGUUAACAAGGCCGGCUUUGCUGCUAACUUCUUCAAAGAGGAGGAUGAGUGUGCCAAGCCAGACAAUGGUGGAUGUGAACAGAGGUGUGUAAACACUCUCGGCAGCUUCAAGUGUGCCUGUGACCCGGGCUAUGAACUAGCUCCUGACAAGAAGAGCUGUGAAGCUGCAUGUGGUGGUCUCCUCUCUAAGCUGAACGGGACCAUCAGCACUCCUGGUUGGCCUAAAGAGUAUCCACCCAACAAAAACUGUGUGUGGCAGGUGGUCGCCCCCACUCAGUAUCGUAUCUCCAUGCAGUUUGAGGCCUUCGAGCUGGAGGGAAAUGAGGUGUGUAAAUACGACUAUGUGGAGGUGCGGAGUGGCCUCUCGUCCGACUCUAAGCUACAUGGUAAAUACUGUGGCACCGAGGUUCCUGAUGUCAUCACGUCUCAGUACAACAACAUGAGGAUUGAGUUCAAGUCUGACAAUACUGUUUCCAAGAAAGGCUUCAAGGCUCACUUCUUCUCAGACAGGCUGGGUCUGUGUCAAGAGCGUAUGUUUGUGUUUGAGUCAUGCCAGGACAUAAAGCGUGGCCGCUCUCCCGUUCGUGGCCAUGUCAACAACAAGCUGGCAACCUCGUCAAAGGUCAGAGACAAAGAUGAGUGCAGCAAGGACAACGGCGGCUGCCAGCACGAGUGCAUCAACACAGUGGGCUCUUACGUUUGUCAGUGUCGCCAUGGCUUUAUACUGCAUGAGAACAAACAUGACUGUAAGGAAGCUGAAUGUGAGCAUAAGAUCCACAGCCCUAGUGGGACCCUGAGCAGCCCCAACUGGCCAGACAAGUAUCCUAGCCGUAAGGAGUGCACCUGGGACAUCACAGCCACGCCAGGACACAGAGUCAAGAUAACCUUCAAUGAAUUCGAAAUUGAGCAGCACCAGGAAUGUGCGUAUGACCAUCUGGAGGCCUUUGAUGGUGACAGUGACACAGCAGCCAUCUUGGGUCGAUUGUGUGGCAGUAAGAUCCCGGAGCAGUUGGUCUCCACCAGCAACAAGAUGUACCUCCGCUUCAUUUCUGACGCCUCAGUACAAAGGAAGGGCUUUCAAGCUACACACUCUACAGAGUGUGGAGGCCGCCUGAAGGCUGAAGUUCGUCAGAAGAACCUCUACUCUCACUCCCAGUUUGGAGACAAUAAUUAUCCGGGUCACACUGACUGUGAAUGGCUGCUGACAGCUGAACAGGGCUACGGCAUCGAGCUGAGCUUCAUUACAUUUGAGGUGGAGGAGGAGGCUGACUGUGGUUAUGACUACAUUGAGCUGUACAAUGGGUACGACGCCAACUCACAUCGACUUGGGCGCUUCUGUGGUUCAGGGCCCAGGGAGGGAAUUUACUCUCCCGGAGGUGCUAUGCUCAUCCGUUUCCAUAGCGACGACACAAUCAGCAAGAAGGGCUUCCACAUCCGCUACACGAGCACCAAGUUCCAGGAGAGCCUUCACACCAGGAAAUGACCUCACACGCAGCCCCGUGACCUCUGACCUCUGCGCAGCCCCACCACUGUUACCCUGACCUUCACCAUGGCAACGAGAAAAGUACAGCCUGUCCCCUCUUCUCGGACCCACAGACAGAAUGUGGACGUUCGCCAAAAAAGCCAUUGGAGGAAGACGAUACUUUAUGUGAACAUUGGUCCCCCUCCGUGGCUCCGUGCAGGUCAUUGCACUUCGAGAUGAAACCGGUAAAACAAUGAGAUAUAAAAAAAAAAAACGUGGGGGAAACAUGCUGACAAAUGAGUGACCCAUUUUCUCUGGAGGAGAUGGUUUUCAUCGCUGGAAACAUCAAGCUAACCCUCAGUGAGGACAGAGGGUUGCUGAGGAUCCGAAUCAGUUUACUGAGAUACACAUAAACACACUAGAUUCAUAUUCAGAAUUAUAAACUAACGGAUGCUUCGACCUAAAAGAAACUGCAUCCAACACGGGGAGUCUUUCAGGCUCCUUGAACUGUGCGACUUACUGUGAUCCGACGGCUGCUCAUAUCCACAGUAACUGAGAGGAAACAGACAUUUUUAUUGCCUUUGAUGCCUGGGAACCGGUCUCUUCAACCCAGCUCAGAACGGCUGCAGAUGAUUUUAUUUCAUGUCUUAUUGUAAAACCCAUGUGUGUUUACUGUGUGUGUGUCUGUGUGUACAGAGAAAAGAACAAAAACUAAAGGCUCGAGUCCGACAUUUGCCCUUUUUUUGCUUAUGCAGACAACCAUCAUGAGAUGGACAAAAAUAUAUAAAAAUGGAGAAUUUUCCAAAUGAUCUGUGAUGUUAAUGUUAAGCCUUGCAUUAUGUUGUGUAUGUGUCCACGCUUGUUUUUGAGUUUUGCACCAUCUUGUAACAAACCGAACAACUUCCAUGGAUGUUUCCAGUUUCCACCUCACCCUAAAAAAAAAAAAAAAAUACUUUUUUCAGUUGGAAGGGAAUAUUUUCACAGCUGUCUCUCGGAGUGACAUGAUUCUGAUUGAAGGAGAGAUUCCCAUGGUGCUAAAAAUAAAAAUACACUGAAUGACAGAUGACUGCGGAUGGAAGUAAAGGUUUUCAAUAGGAGACACAGUCAGCGUGCAGACAAGCACACUGCAGCAACAGCACUAGUCCUGUGGAACUACAAUAAUGCCUUAGAACCAAAAUGUAUGCUAUCGGAGGUCACUCCUAUGCUCUUGCACACGUGUCUUGUGUCAGCGGAGUGUUUUUAAAGGUUUUUUGGCAGCGUAUUUCAUUUGUUUGGAGAUCUUGAAUGGUUAUAUUGUAAAAAAAACAAAACAAAAAAACAUGGGAAAUGUAGUCUGUAUGUGAGAUAGAGAGUGUCAGUGGUGCAUGUGUGUUUGUGUGUCACUUUUGUAGCUGCUCUCAGAGAUACGUACACACACACACACUUACACAUCCAGAAAUACACACCUCAUUUGUGUACAUUUUCCCGGACACAUCUGAACACUUCCCUUUCUGUAUAUUUGGAGCGUAGCAGCUCAAAGUGCUGCAAAGUUGAAAUUGGUGCACACGGGUUGUUUGCAUCAUUUCUGUGUUAAAAUGCAAAUGUGUAAGUGUGUGUUAUAGGAGAUUAUAGAGAAAUAAUGUGUGUGUAUGUCUGUAAACUGUAUGUUUUUAAGUUGAAUCAUUCAUUGCUGUACGUGCCAAGCUCCAGGUGACCCUGAUCCACUGUAGUUUUUUGUUUUAUCAUUCCAACAAUGUGUCUGUAGCUCAGAGACACCGACAUGACGUCCUCUGCAUCAGUCAUUAAAUACACACAGGUAAAAACUACACGCAUCUGUGUGUCAUGGAUUAUUGCGAGUGAACUUAUGUUUUUAUAUCUGUUUAGACGAGACGACAAGUACUGUGCCGAGUGCCAAAUAUUGAUCCGUCAAUCAAAUCCUGGCAUUUUUUCCCUUUGUGAUAAUUCAAGUGUUUUCUUUCACGUGAUUAUUAUAUUCUGAAAGAACAUUUGAUGGUAUUUAAUGGUCUGUUGUAAUUUAUUACUCAGUUACCCAGUCAUAGUCACAUGGCAAAGGUGUAGUAAAAAGAAGCCACCUUAAAA
Messenger RNA from Larimichthys crocea (large yellow croaker), 5877 nucleotides. It is a transcript of the gene tll1, whose product is annotated as tolloid-like 1. Lineage: Eukaryota; Metazoa; Chordata; Actinopteri; Sciaenidae. The record is from RefSeq and is a predicted model, not a curated record. The coding region runs from base 610 to 3819 and encodes 1069 amino acids. The transcript has 24 exons. Gene Ontology annotation, biological process: proteolysis. Gene Ontology annotation, molecular function: zinc ion binding; serine-type endopeptidase activity; calcium ion binding.